GAGUGCUGACUGUCAACAAAAUAAAAGCGAGUUUAAACUUUUGCGUCGAUCUCGUUAUCGGCAACACAUGGCGGCGACGGGGGAGCUUUGAAAGAAAAGUCGUUAGCACCAAGUUGUAAUGGUUACUCGGACUUGUUUACGUGGCACAGGAGGCUUUCUUUUCUCUCCCCUUUCCCCCCCUCCUCCUCAUUGACGGGGUCGCACUGGGAGAGCUUGUAGUUUAGCCGACUUGCUAGCUGCCGUCAAGUUGUAAGAAAGUGGAGAAGACGGCUGCUCAACGAGAGCCUGUCCGACCUGCUCACACUUAUGCGACGGAUAACAGGUGAGGGAUGGAGAUGAGAGAGUUGACCGUGGUAGCUGGAAGCUUUGUUGGUUUCCAGCUACUGUUUUCGGUGGCCAGUCCUUUACUCUCUUCCGCCAUCGCGCCAAGUUAUGGAUUGCUGCCUCCCACCAAGCACACAGAGUGGAACUCCAGGUUGGUGUCGACUGUCCAUGCUCUGGUUGUGGGAUUCUUUUGUUUGUAUAUCCUGUGGUUUGACGAUGUAGUCAACGCCAAUCCUGUCUGGGGGGACCCUAGUAUGGUCAAAUUGAAUGUAGCCAUAACGUGUGGCUACCUGCUGUAUGAUCUUGUGCUGUUAGCAUGUAAUUGGAGCACUAUGGGGGACAGCUUUUUUGUCUGUCACCACUUGGCGGCGCUCUAUGCAUAUGGAUAUGUGUUGACACGCGGCGUCCUUCCCUACUUUGCCAAUUUCCGUCUCAUUUCAGAAUUAUCCACGCCAUUUGUGAACCAAAGGUGGUUCUUUGAAGCAUUAAAGUACCCCCGCUCACACAGGAUGGUGGUAAUAAACGGCGUCGCUAUGGCAGUGGUCUUCUUCCUGGUGCGCAUUGCUGUCAUGCCAUCCUAUUGGGCCAGCGUAUUUGCCACAUUCGGCACUGCAGACUUUGAACGCCUGGGCUUGGGCGCCCAGGUGGCCUGGAUCACUUCCUGUGUGGCGCUGGAUAUCUUAAACACUAUCUGGAUGUACAAGAUCACUCGUGGCUGCUACAAGGUGUUGACUGGAACGAAAGGUCGCAAGGCGAAAGAAGGAGUGGAGGCAUCCAGCUGGGCGGACAAGAAAAAGCUUGCCAACAACCACACGGACUAAAAGACAGGAGAGGAACACAAGCCGGGGAAGGAGGCUGCACAUCCGGGACCCCGUGUCUAUCGUUCAAAUCCUAAACCUCAGCCCUGGAUCUUCCUGAAGUCAGCCAGUGGAGCGGGCUGUAAGUCCUCAGGUUCAAACCCUGACACUUGCGGACUGCCCUUUUGACUCAAUCAAGCACCAGCCUUUGCAGCCUCAGUGAUUUUUCACCGGCAGAUUAGCAUUCUUCUGCUUUUUUGUUGCAGACACAGACAUUUUUAACCUGCAUCCUGCCACUUCCCUCUACUUGCAUUCAUUCACCAUUUGCAGCCCCUCAUCUCCAUCUCCACCUUUCAGUCUCCUCUCACAUCAACCAAAGCCCAAUCCUCUGAAGUGCCUGUGAAAGACAGGAAAGCAAUAGGCUAGUCGAGGUUGAACAAGACCACACUUUAUCAGCUAAAUCCUUCCACUCUGCAGGCCCCUUUUCUACUCCGCCCAAACUGCAGGAGAUGUAGCACUUGAGGCCCGCACUACGUUUGCAAAUCUACAGGGCUCUUGUCUUUAAACUCACAAGUCCUCACUUAACAAGGAAGAACACCAUAAUGCCUCGUCUACAGUAUUUCCUGCUGUGGCACCUUGCCUUUAUCACCAGCCAUGACCCCGCCCCCUGCCCCCCAUUUGGAAUCCUCUAAUUGUGCAUAACGUCAAAACCCUAGCCUGUCUGAGUUCCAUGGUUUACUCACAAUACAUCCAUCACGUCAUCUGCCUCACUGGAUUGGGCUUCACUGUCCAGCCUUAAGCUGUUUUUUUUUUUGUUUGUUUGUUUUUUUAUUACAGUGGCACCUCGGUUUUUGUUAUUAAUCAGUUCCAAAUGUUUGGUCAAAAACUGAAGGAAUUUUUCCCAUAGGAAAUCCAAUUAAUUCAUCAAUAAUUGAGAAUAAUUAUCUUUUUUGGCCCCAUGGCGGGUUAUUUAGUGUUUGCAUUCAAUAAAUAAUGCACAGACAGGGUAAAUUGACAUGUAAAUGUAAAUCAAAUUAAUUUGCCCCAAAAUAUGAACAAAAAAUACAUUGUAUUGACAAUGUUGAUGCAGACUUCCCAUACAGUCUGGCUAGAGUUAAUUCAAUAUUGUUUCUCAUCUUCUUUACCAAAGUGCUGGCACACGCAACUUUUUUGUCCCCCAUGGAGUGUUAUUUAGCGGUCGCAUUCAAUAAAAAAUGCACAGAUUUUUGCCGAACUAAUCAGUGCAGGGUAAAUGGACUAGUUUGUUACGUUCAAUGCUGUACAAAAACCGAGGUUUGACUGUGUUUUCUUCUACCUCCCCUCUCCACCCCCCGCCUUAUGACAUCUUAUGACAUUUAUUUUUUUAAACAUGUUUCCCUCUCUACUGUGAAUGUAGUGUUUGAAAUAAUAUCACGGCUUGUGUGAGCUUUUCAUCACCCCCGUCCCUUUCGACAGGCGCAGCGAAACAAGUGACUUUCCUGUCAGUAACUCUUUAGAAAGUACCAUAAUCGAGGUGGAGCCCAGUACAUGAGGGUCAUUUGUCUCCCCCGUCUUCAGUCAGUAUUGUAUCGGAUGCCCUGCUUUAACAUCCAUUUGGUUGCAGAAUUUCACCAAGCAAUACGAUGUCUUUCAAAAGUUUUCUCAUUCAUUUUCGAUGUAUCACUAUUGAAUGUGGCAAUCUGCAUGUUGGUAUUUAUUUUCUGUACUUCUAUAAAGCAUGGGGACAUGAUCAGUCACCUUUCCGCCAAGCGGUACGCUUCAGAUUGCUACGCUUCGGGUCAGGCUUGCAUUUCCACAGCGGAGGAUAAAAUAAUAUAGUAGAUGCCCGCACAGUUUCCAAUCAGUAUUCAUGCAAAUUUGUGGAUUUUUUGUUAGUUUUUUUCAGUCAUUCAAAGCACCAUAGUUUCCACGGUUUGGAGAAAACGCCUUAUCUAGCCUGCUAGCCUCGAGUGCUGGGGUGUCCAAACGUUUUCCAUCAAGAGCCGCACACUGGAAAUGAAAGGAUGCGAGGGGCCACUUUGAUGUUUUAAUUUUUUUUUUUUCAAAAAGGCAAAAAAAAAAUUAUAUCCUAUAUAUAUUUCACGUCAGAGCUUUCUUUUAUGAAUAGUUAUCAUAUCAACAUUUCAUUUUAUUGAGUUUUUUUCUUUAAAUUUGCUGUAAGCCAAUGAAAAACAAGCCCUCUGGACAUGUAACACCCCUAUAGUCACACUUUGGACACCCCUGCUGUAGUGCUAGCCUCACAACCAGGCUAAAGGCUACACCGUGACUCUGAUUACACUUGUUCAUCAAUCAUCUUCCAUUGUAAUUCAGUCGUGGUGAGUACCUAUAUAUUUGUAACUUUAAAUACAUUUAAUAGGUGUGUCAAGCAUAUUAGACCUGGAUUGGACAAUGGCAAUUGACAAGAAAAGGGGAGGGUUCUGAAGUUGAAUCUAACUUAACAAUUACAGUCAAUUCCAGUGUAUAAGUUGCAGGUGCCUACCUCAUAUUGACUCUAUUGUCUAUGAGGACCAGUCAUCUCUUUAUUUGAUGAGCUUGUCAACCUACUGGAAAUUGCAGUAGGUCAUUACUCAGUGUACAAACAACAUUAAAGUCAUGACACAGCAAUUCAACACUCGAACAUACCUCGGAUAUAUACAAACAGGUACCAAUACGAGUAACAACUUUUUCCCAUAAUGUCAGAGGACCCAGAGCCCAAAACCAAAACGGAGACUGACGUCAUCGCAGAACCCCAAUGACUGCAUCGCAUCAGACGCAAUGCCUUAUGGGAAAACUCAUGUUUGUAUAAUGUCAGAUGCACCUUUUGAGUGUUAAGUUGUUGUGUGAUGAAUUUAUUGUGGUUUGAGAGAUGGCACCAUGAAUCAAACUGUGAUUAUACACAGUGUUACACUGUUGUAUAUAAUGAACGCCUGCCAUGUCCAAUGGGUUGACAAGGCGAUUGUGAUUGACUCCUGACAAAAAGAGCUGACAGUGACAGUAUUUAAACAAUUAGUAGUGGUUCUGAAGUAAAGGAGAUGCCACUAAAUCAGAAUUUAGCCGCACCGUUUCAAAGUUUAAGAGACAAGUAUAGACUUAUUCACCGGAAUUGACGCUAUAACAGUCACUGUUAUUACAAAUGUUGAUCCAAAAUCAGAGCCCAUGAAGCUAACAGGAGAGGGUGCAGCGAGCCGUGUGUCAAAAUUUAUUGACACAUGCAUUAAUUUGCAGCUUUUGUCGGUGGUCACGGACCAUAACUCUCGUGAAAAGUGGUGCACUAGUUCGAAAUCUCAUAAAACAUUAAUUGAUCGUACCCUUUUGAGAGGAAAUGCAUACCGAACCGAACUGAGCCGUACCGCUAGGUAGAAAUGAUGCUGUUGACAUAUUUCUAUGUCGGUAUAGGUACAUGUAAACUAUACAAGAAUUGCACCUAUUGCUGUGAACAUAGCGAACGCAUGUACUUGUAUACUUCCUUCUCCUCGCCCUGCAUGCAUGACAGUAGCUACGCUGGUGCUCUAACUGGAUGGCUAACUAACACACACAUACCAGGAAGGACCGGGAAGAGAUACUAGAAGUCAAUGGAAGGCCAUGGGGUGACCCUGCACAUAGACCAGUCUUUAAAAGAUCGGGUUGCCCUCUGCAUGUUUCCUUUUGUGGGGGAAUGUUGGUGUUUUUAGUGGGAAACUUAGAAACAAAAAAACAAGCACACUCCCUGUGGAGCAAUAACUCUUGACCUCCUGGAUUUCUGUCUGUCACCACAGAGGAGAGGCUGACACAUCCGGUGCCUUUUUACAGAAACAUGGACUCACGUUUUGAUAAGCAUGACCUUUCUAAUGACUAUCCGCUGAUAUGAUUGUCAUUUAUGUAUUCCAUGUGUAUACCCCGUGUAUAUAUAUUUUUAUAAUCUGCCUGCACAACGAUUAAUCCGGCCAAGUAUUAAUAUAAUCCAAAGAUGAUCAGGGAGGCUGUCAUGUGAUUGUUCUGUUGGCCUCUUCGGGGACGGAGAGGGCCACGUCUCCAUGAAUGUUGUCAUCGGUUUAAUGAGCGGCAUUACAGUAUCCAUCCAGUGGAGAUGUAUUUAUUUUUUUUGAGGUCUGUAACGUAGAGAUGAUGAAACGGUAGGCUAACGGCUCACUGCUUUUAGCCGCCUCAAAGCUGUGAAUAGAACACAACUAAUAGAAUGACUACAAGUAUAUUAAUGGAAAAAAAAGGCGCUUGCACAAAGUCAUCAUGAAAGGACUGGACUGGUGAAAUGUUCUUGUCAGGGUUCUUUUCUUCUUUGUUUGGAAUUCUAAUCUAAAACAGCUGUAUACAUUGUGCUUUAUGCCAUAUGUCGGGGUUGUUCAAAAAUCAAUUGGCUGCUAUUGUUGUAAGGCAAUGAAAUGAAGUGUGAACUGUUUAUCAGGUUUGAAAACCACUUUGCCUUUUGUUUCUUUGGGGCGGAGAGAUUAUGAGGACUAUAUUGAAUACACUAGAUCUGCUCUGGCAUUAUUUCUCAUGGACGUCCGCCCACCCGGAUGGUCGUUCUAAGGUAUAUUUGGGAAAAAAGCAGCAUUAAAAGUUUGGUACUUAAUUGGAAGAUGGUUAACCGGGUACACAAUGGCAUUCAAUGGCUUGAAUUACAAAGUCACAAUCAGGACAUUUGUAUACAAACCUAAUUAAUUGCAUUAUAACUGGAAAUGUUGUAGACAAAUUGAUAAUCAAAUCAAUUUAACAUUUUUAAUGAACUGCCGGUGUGUCUUGUGUUUCCUGUAUAUUUUUUUUUAAUGCAAUGCAAUCUUUUUUUUGUUUUGUUUCUUUUGUAGAUUUUUAUUUUCUGUGUGAAACAACCCAGACCACAGCACCGAGGCUUUUGGGUUAUUUCUCUUAAGACGUGGAUGUACUGAUUGUUAUCUACAAUGAGAUGAAAACUUGAGAUUUACUUGAAAGUGUUCUUCAAUAAAGUUGAAGGCGAAGAGAAA
Messenger RNA from Doryrhamphus excisus (bluestripe pipefish), 6055 nucleotides. RefSeq names its product TLC domain containing 4b (gene tlcd4b). Gene Ontology annotation, biological process: lipid homeostasis. Gene Ontology annotation, cellular component: membrane; endoplasmic reticulum. The record is from RefSeq and is a predicted model, not a curated record. Lineage: Eukaryota; Metazoa; Chordata; Actinopteri; Syngnathiformes; Syngnathidae.